AUGUCGAUUAAAUCGCCCCAAACGCGUGGCUAUAUUUUCGCUUUUGGUGCCACCAGCAGGUACCGCUUCGUCAAUGUACGCGUCGGCCUCGCUCGUGGAGAAAACUGUUCCGAAGAAAAAAAAAGUAAAAACACGUCAACGAAAAUCUGA
Messenger RNA from Plenodomus lingam JN3, 150 nucleotides. The record is from RefSeq and is a predicted model, not a curated record. NCBI's taxonomy places the organism in Eukaryota, Fungi, Ascomycota, Dothideomycetes, Pleosporales, Leptosphaeriaceae.